AUGGAUUGGGAGGAGGCAACCAAGCUUAGAUUGUUUCAACUGAAUGAGACGGAUGAAUUUCGAUAUCAAGCAUGUAAGAGUGUGUCCUUGUACAAGGAGAGGAUGAAGCACUAUCAUGAUACGAAGAUCCUCAAGCGGGACUUCCAGAAAGGUGAUGAUGUCCUUCUAUACAACUUAAGGCUGAAUCUUUUCCUGGGAAAAUUGAAAUCCAGAUGGUCCGGGCCUUUUCAAGUGGUAAGUAUUUCACCCAAUAGCGCAAUGGAAUUUAAGUCUGGAUAUGGAACUCGGACCUUUAAGGUGAAUGGCCAGAGGGUGAAGCAUUACCAUUGGUACAUUGAUGGAUACAGGAUCGUUGAUAUGCACCGUUUGAAGCAUGGCUACACUCCUGACUCAGAGUAA
Molecule: messenger RNA, 399 nt
Organism: Lycium barbarum (goji berry)
Lineage: Eukaryota; Viridiplantae; Streptophyta; Magnoliopsida; Solanales; Solanaceae
Exons: 1
Coding region: 1-399 (132 amino acids)
Source: RefSeq, a predicted model, not a curated record